Molecule: messenger RNA, 804 nt
Organism: Morus notabilis
Lineage: Eukaryota; Viridiplantae; Streptophyta; Magnoliopsida; Rosales; Moraceae
Product: serine/threonine-protein kinase-like protein At5g23170
Exons: 3
Coding region: 124-804 (226 amino acids)
Biological process (GO): protein phosphorylation
Cellular component (GO): plasma membrane
Molecular function (GO): ATP binding; protein kinase activity
Source: RefSeq, a predicted model, not a curated record
UCCACGUCCAUCGAACUUUGAAUCCUUCAACCAUUAAAAACACCACUUCUAGUUCUAGUUCUUCCCAAAUAUAUUUUUCUUUUCCUACCAACCAAACAGAAAGAAAAGAAAGAUCAGAAACUCAUGAUAGAGUUCGACUACGACGAGCUUGUAAAGGCCACGGAGAGCUUCUCUCCCUCAACACUCAUCGGCAAAGGAAGCCACGGAUCCGUCUACAAAGCCAAACUCACAACAAACGACAACAACAAACUCGUCGCCGUUAAAAAGCCUUUUCUCCAUGCCCAUGAAGAAGAAGAUCACGACCGUUCCAAGCUCCAAAACGAGAUUCGAGUCUUGUCGUUUCUGCGACAGAAUCGGCACGUCAUCGAUUUCCUCGGGACCAGCCGAGGAAAUGGAAAUAAUCGGCAGCAGCAGCAACAGGUUCUGGUGAUGGAGUACAUGCCCAACGGCUCUCUCCACGACCUCCUCCAUGUCAGCGAAACGCCGCCGUCUUGGCCGAAGCGCCUCGAGAUCGCGGUCCAAGUCGCCAGGGCCGUCCGAUUUCUCCACGACGAAUCUCAGCCCUCCGUCGUGCACAGAGACAUCAAGUCGGCGAAUGUCUUGUUCGACUGCGAUUUCGUCGCGAAGCUCGCGGACUUCGGCCUCGCCGUGCUCGUCCACGUGGAUAAUCCGGGUCAACCCGCGGGGACGAUCGGGUACUUGGACCCGUGGUACACGAAGCCGCGCCUAAUUUUUGGAGGAAGGGGUUUAAAUGGCUAUGCAAAAAUUUCAGCUAGCCCUUAUGUAACCAUCCAAGGAUGGUAG